This is a messenger RNA of Exaiptasia diaphana, 1010 nucleotides long. RefSeq lists its product as uncharacterized. The transcript is spliced from 7 exons. NCBI's taxonomy places the organism in Eukaryota, Metazoa, Cnidaria, Anthozoa, Actiniaria, Aiptasiidae. Bases 111 to 902 code for a protein of 263 amino acids. The record is from RefSeq and is a predicted model, not a curated record.
UCGGGCUGACCGCAUAGGAAUUCUCUAGAUACAGACUUCAAUCCUAUAUAAACCAUCUUAUAGAAGCAUUUCUUUAUUAGUAUCGAGAUAGUCCUGUAAAGCAGUCUACAAUGAAGGUGCUUCUUGUCACUUUGUGUGCUUUUGUGCUGGUGUUACGAGCCAAUGGCUCUAUCAUGGAAUUCUCCCAGCUCACCAAGUCUUCCCAUAGCUCUGUAAACGACCCUAAGGUAAGGUACCUUAGUGCUUUUAAAGACUUUAACUCGUACAAGAUUCCUCACCAAGUCCUGGAUGAGUUUACAACCUACGUUGACCGACUGCAGUCCGACCAGACUGUCUUGAACCCCGGAGAGGAUAACGAAUUGACGAAGGAAAUACGAAACGAGUUGGAUCUAAUCAGGAAAGCCAUGGCGGACGAAGAAGAAGAAAAAAGAGUGAAAUCGGGUCAACAGGUGAAAGGAAUUGAUUGUGGUGAGUUCGGCUGCUGCGCUGACAAUUCCAAGGCAGACUCUAGGAAAAGGAAAGGGUGUGCUGAAAAACUGUGCGAGGACGUUUUCAAAACGACAUGUCGAUCGUUCACCCCCAAAGAGAAGGCAAUAAAAUGUCAGACCAAAACUAUCAGAGAAAAUUGCCCCUACACUUGUUCCGACGGAAGAUGUUUGCGCAAGAGUCCGGCUAGUCCUGUCAGAACAUGUCAGCAGCUUUAUCCUCCUGAUAUGUGUUGUUGGGAUGGCACCAUCGCUAGGGGACCUAAUAACUUCGGAUGUAAACCGUGCGUGGACCGUUACCCUCACGCUUGUAAAAUAUUUAGCAUGAGUUGGAAAAGCUGUAAAUCCAAUUCAUGGCGAAUGAGAAAGUUUUUUAAAGACUUCUGUCCAACUACUUGUGGACAUUGCACUUCUUAAAAAAGUUGUAUCCAAGCUGCAUGUUCUAUCAAUAGUCGUCAUGGUGAUUGGGAUCAAUGUAUUACUAAGUGUAGUAAAGUAAUAAUAAAAUUUCAAAUUGGAUCACUA